Molecule: messenger RNA, 1604 nt
Organism: Lingula anatina
Lineage: Eukaryota; Metazoa; Brachiopoda; Lingulata; Lingulida; Lingulidae
Product: innexin unc-9
Source: RefSeq, a predicted model, not a curated record
GUAGCGUUGACCCCUUCUCAACGUCACAGAAGUGACGAGCAGAAUCACGGACCACUUCAACGAAAGAAACAGAAGAAACAGAAACCCACUCAACGAAUCUUGGCUCCUGGCUGAAAAUGUCCACAAAGAACAGUCAUUUAAUCCAGAAGAGACAUUUGGAACCUUAGCCAGAGACUAAAGAAGAAGCCGAAAACGAACCAGCUCUAAUAAGAUGGCACCGUUUACUGAAUAUUUACGACCCAUCCUUAAGAGCCUUCGAAGCGACGAUGACUCCUUCGACAGGCUAAACCACAGGUACUCGGCGGCGGUCCUGCUCGUGUUUGCCCUUUUGACCACCAUGAAGCAGUACGUCGGCGAGCCUAUUCUUUGCUGGGUGCCAGGUAGAUUCACAGGAGCAAUGGAAGACUAUACGAACGCCAUGUGCUGGAUUUCAAACACCUACUGGGUUCCGUUUGAAACAAGAAUUCCCAAUCCAGACGACCCCAAGCCGCAUAUUGCCUACUAUCAGUGGGUUCCCAUUGUCCUCCUUCUGCAGGCUUUGCUUUUCAAAUUACCUUGUGUUGCCUGGCGGCUGCUAAGUUACAAUUCAGGAAUAGACAUCCAGGCCAUGUUCAAAAAGCUAGAAAGAGACGAGAUCAUAGAGCACAAGAAAAUGAAGAGCAACGUUAAAGAGGUAACCCGUUAUUUAGCGCGUUAUCUAGACGCUACCCGAGACCAGCCCCACGGAUGCUGCGCCUGGGCCCGUCGUAUAAUGAGUAGCUAUCUUUGCGUGUGUGUAGGGAAACGCAGAGGAAAUUAUCUCUACAUGUUGUUCUUAUGGAUUAAGAUUUUGUACAUGGUGAACGGUCUUGGUCAGAUGUUUCUCCUAAACGCGUUUCUUGGCACACAAUUUACCAUGUAUGGCUACCAAAUAAUAGAAGAUCUCAUAAACUGGAGGGACUGGACGGAAACGGGACGGUUCCCCAGAACAACAUUAUGUGACAUCAAAAUACGCGAAUUGGGGGGCAACAUACACCGCCACACCAUUCAAUGCGGACUGCCUAUUAACUUCUUCAACGAGAGGAUCUACAUGUUCCUCUGGUUUUGGCUAGUGUUUGUGUCAGCUGGAACAAUAUUUGGGUUCUUUACAUGGAUGAGUCUCUUCUCGGUCAAUGAACGGAAAGUGUUUGUGAAGAAAACGAUUUCCAUGACCGGCAAAGGCGACUCCAUUGAACAGAACCGAGACACUAAACGGUUGAAAAACUUCGUUACCAAAUAUUUGAGAAUGGACGGGGUGUUUGUGCUAAAACUUCUUGCCAAGAACACCAGCGAUGUCGUGAUUUCCAGAGUGGUGUAUAGCCUAUGGAAGAGAUAUCUGAAACGCCACAAAGAACUCCAGCCUGAUGGGUUGCCACUAACUCCAAAAGCAAACGACGCUUCCAGUCCCAGCGCUCCACCAACUGAUGCAGACGACAGUGAACCUCCUAAAGGCCUUUGAUUUAUUAAGAAAUCAUUCAAAGUUGACGAAGUAAAAAUGCACUUUGUCUUUGUCUUCCAAACUAUGACAUUUUUUUCACCCAUGACAGGAACACCUGAUCCAUUUAUGCAUGUAUUGUAUGUAAAAA